Molecule: messenger RNA, 2118 nt
Organism: Physella acuta
Lineage: Eukaryota; Metazoa; Mollusca; Gastropoda; Physidae
Source: RefSeq, a predicted model, not a curated record
CAAGAACGCAAACCAACAAUGAUAGUUGUGGAUACAAAGGCCGUUGAAUUUUAAUCUGACGGUAGCAAUACGUUUUCUUAAAGCCUUACUGGUGCCGGGAAGUAUUAAAAAUUGUGUUGAACUGGUAGAUCUAUAGGCUAUCAAAAGAACGAUGCUGAAACACGCAUUGCUGAUUCUUCUUUUCCAACUAUCUCGUUGUCAAUUGAACACCAAUCCUCAGGCUUUUGAAGACUUGGAUCCAGUGGAGCCUUUAGAAGAUACGAUGUUUCCUCCAAACACUUAUUAUUACAUCAACAAAUUAGCGGAGAUCUUAAAUUUUUUGAUGCUUGUCUGUGGUCUAUGGAGGAUGUGGAAAGGCAAAGGACCAAGUGCUGAAGAUUUGGUAACUGAAAAUGAGGAACUUCGGCAGAAAUAUGAGGAACUUGUAAAGGAAGAGGAAAAUCUUCAAAAACAAAUCAAAGAACAAGAGAAAACGAUCUCUCUGUUGAUUGCAAUGUUACGUGAAAAAAACAAAAAAGCCGCAGAUUCUAACACCACAGAAGUAGGUAGAAAAUAUGCAGACAUGACCUCACUCUGGGAUACUGGCAUCAAGAAUCCAGGAGACCAGAUGAAAGGCAACGACUUAAACCACCAACCCACUGGCAUCAGUACUGAGGGAAGUGGUAAAGAUGCUCUGGAAUUUGAUUGAAAAUAUUGGACACUUCUGUGGCUGCUGGUCUGGCGAUGGUUGUAGUUUUUUUUUCAGGUUUAAAUGAAUUAACAUUUCAAAUAUUUAUCAUAGGCGUUUUGUUUGUUCAUUUUUAGAGGUAUUUUAAUUUAAGUGAUAUUUUAUUUACUCUAGUUCUACUGAUAUAAGAGUUCAAAAUAUAAUUAUGAGAGAAAUAAUAAAAUAGAUUUUCAGCAUGACAUAUUUUAGUGUAGAGUUGUUUUUUUCUAAAGUGCAUAUUUAUGAUGAGUCUUAAUGAUAUUAAUUACAUAACGUGUAUUGUAUUAUGCCUACAUUAAAAAAGCAAUAACGAUUUUGUAAAUGUAGUGUACUGGUUGUGUUUGUUUUGUUUAAAUUUUCAAGUGGGCUUGGUUUGUAUUUAUCUAAGAUAAUUCUUAAUGCUAGUAUCUACAUCAUAUGUAUAUUAAUAGAAGUAUGUAAGUAUUUUAAAUGUUGUGUACAGUUUUAAUUUUGAUUUAAGUUUUAAAAAGUGGCAGGUUUAUACUUAUUUUAUAAUUUGUGUCUCAAUGAUGUGGUUAAGUUUAGAAAAAGAAAUAUGUGUGUGUCUGUGUGUGAAAAAUAAUAAUCUCACAACUCAAUUUAAUUUAUUUGAAAAAAUAUAUAAUUUUAUUCUAGAAUCAGCAAUAAUUUAUAAUUUGUUUCAACUGUAUUUUAUAAUUGGUAUUGUAUCCACAGUAUAGGCUAAUGUGACUUAAUUAAAUGUUCAAAAAUAGACAUUGCAACUAGUUAUUAAAUUUAAAAUCUAUUUCUGAAUGUUUUCACAUGUUUUGUUUUUGACAUUGUUUUUAAUUCAAAAUAAAUUCAUACAAACCUACACCAAAUUCCUCAAAGUACUGAAACCCAAAAGUCACACAAAUGUAUGCAUCUGAGUGUGUCUGUGUUUGAAAUAUUCGUUUCAAUUAGCUCAUGGUUUUAAACCACCAGCAUGGCUGUUUAAAAUAUUUUGUCUUCCUAAGCUCUACUGAGCUACUGGCUAUUUGAUUGAGAUGUCCUGAUUCGUGAUUGUAAAUUCCAAAAAAAAAAGAAAAAUGUGUCCUAAAGAUUUAAUUAAAUUCAUUAUAGCAACAAACCUACAGCUAAAGAAAUGUUGCGUUUACUUUUUUAAAGUGUGUUAUGAAAACACUGUAUUCAUUUUUUUUUAAAGCUAAGGUGGAAAAACAUUCUAAAGUGAUAUUUUGUAAAAAUUUAUAAGAUACAUUUUCAUUUGUUAUUUGAAUUAAAUGAUAAUCAAUGCCUAGUGUAUGUAUUAUAUUUUUUUGCAUAAUUGUAUUCAACAAACUAUGUACAGUCAUUUUUCCUCCAUCCGUAGCAUUGAUUGUUUUCUGUUUAUUUUGAAUUCUAAAAUACUUAUUGCCAUUACAAUUUGCAGACUUUGUAGUUGAAAAUAAAGA